GCUUACUUUAAUAUCAACAAACAAACAAAAAUACGAGGACACUAUACAAAGUUCAUUGGAAUCGCAUUUUGGAUUUGCAUAGGAAUAAUGCUAACUCUAAAGAAUUGUAGUUUACCAGCUGAACAGCAGUGACAUUAUUAAAAAAGAUGCACUCCAACGCAACCGUCGUCUUCGCUCGACGAGCCAUCGUUGUUCUAAGUAUUUGUGGAUUAUCCUUAACGCUGUUCUAUAACAAUACUCUAAAUCAAGCAAAAAUCAAAGUACUCGCUCGUGCUGGUUAUCCCACAGACAAACCAGGGUAUGUAAAUCUUUCUUGGUACACGCCUGAUGCACGAGUUCAGUAUAUAAACAGUAUAUUUCAAGAAGCUAUUGGUAAGACUAAAGUGAAUUCAAUCCUAACAAACGGUUUCAAAACUGUAUAUCAAGUUGAAGCUUUAUCAAAACUUGCGGAUGCAGAUGACUUUGGAAAUAUAAAAUAUUCACACGGAAAUAAAAGGAAAAGCUCUUGUGAAAACUGUUUCCCACAUAACUUCAAUUAUAUAAUAAAUAAUGCGGAUAUAUGCCAGGAAGUGAAUAAAAACAUCCCGAAGAUGCUUAUUCUCAUAUUUACAGAGCAUGAAAACUAUUUUAAAAGGAAAGCGAUCAGAAAAACAUGGCUAACGUUUUCAGAAGAUAACACAUCAAAUGUAAGAUACGUUUUUUUACUCGGACUAACUUCAGAUACACAUCUAGCAGAUGCCGUUUUAAAAGAAAAUGAACUUUAUCGAGACAUAAUAAAAGAAGACUUUACAGACAGUUACAGAAACCUAACUUUGAAAACAAUAAUGGGGUUAAAAUGGGUGACGCACAAUUGUCCAAAUGUGCAAUAUGUGAUGAAAACUGACGACGAUGUGUAUGUGAAUAUACCAGCUAUUAUGCGCAUGUUGAAAAAAAACAAUAAUCUCAAAAAGAACAACUCCAUCAUUGGGUCGUGUUUUGUAAACGUUAGUCCAAUUCGUGACAAGCAAUCAAAGUGGUACGCAUCAGAAAAUGCAUACCCAGGCGAACUAUAUCCCAGGUUUUGUUCCGGUACAGGGUAUAUUAUGAGUUCAAAGGUUGCCAGCCACUUGUUUGAAAUAUCUCCAAAUAUACCAUUCUUUCAUCUAGAAGAUGUUUUUAUCGGAUUAUGUAUGGAUGCCCUGGGAUAUAAAUCGAUACCAACACGUGGAUUCUACUCUUACGUAAGCGGACGUGUACGUCACGUUUGUAGCAUUAAACAUGACUAUGUUUAUACCGCCCACUCACUGCCCCCUGAAUACAUUGAGGCAAUAUGGAUAUCGAAUUGCCGAACCAACUACCGUCGAGUAAAUGUCAUGAAAGACAAUUACAGAAACAAUUGAUAAGAGAUAACAUUUGUCUUUGUUUAACAAGUGGCGUUUAAAAAAUAUAUAUGUUUUUUCUCUCUGAGCUCUCCCUGAGCAAUUAUGUAUAAUUUAGUGAAAAACAUGUGUAUCAAGGUUUAGGAAAAACGUAAACAUAGCUUCGAAGCACCCUUUGUACAAUUAUAUGAAGUUUGGAUGCCAGGUGACCCCAUUUAUUUAAGGUAAUAUUUGAUAGGAUUUUAUUUGCAAAGGAAGACUGGAUCGACAUAUGAUUCAUGAUUUUUUUUUACCUUGAGAGAUUGGAAAAUAGUUCAUUCUACGUUCGAUUUCAGUUGAAAUGAAGGAAGAAAAUACAAACUGAAAUAACUUAAUUAAUUAAGUUAGUUUGAUCAAUUAAUUCACAUAAUUAUUAGUAAACAGUAUUUAUUUUUUUAUGAUACUAAAGUUUAAUCAGACAUCAACAUAAAUAUCAAAUGGCUCAAAAAAUGAAUAAGAAUAUGUUCAAAACCUUGUAACUUUUAAAACAUGUAAUUUAAGUCUGAGGUACAAAAACUGUGUAGAUGUUCCAUCAGUACCUUGUAACUUUUAAGACAUGUAAUUUCAGUCUGAGGUACAAAAACUGUGUAGAUGUUCCAUCAGUUAUAACAUCUAAAUAUGGGAAAAACUCUUUCCGUUUUGAGGCCAGUCAGGUAUGGAACAGCCACCCAAAGGAAAUUAUGUGCUCCCAAAACUACAUGGAAUUUAGAAGGCUGAUCCGCACCUGGACAGGUCCCUAUUGUAAAUGUUCAAUGUGCAAAUAAUACCUUUAUUAUUUUAAAAAUAAAAUAAAUUGAGAAUUAUAAGAUGUUUCACUGAAUAUCUUUUAUCCUUUAUCUUAACGGAAAAGGAGUUUUGUUUUCAGUGGGAUGGCUUACACUCAUUGGACAAGAUAUGGCAAUCAAAUACCAGAAAAGAUUUCAGCGGACUUUUUUGAAUGAAUAACAACUUAUUAAAUUAAAUAACAUGGGCUAAUAUCUAUUUAUGAUUGUUUCAAAUUUAUACAACAUCUG
Messenger RNA from Mya arenaria, 2410 nucleotides. RefSeq names its product beta-1,3-galactosyltransferase 1-like. Gene Ontology annotation, cellular component: membrane. Bases 147 to 1379 code for a protein of 410 amino acids. Gene Ontology annotation, molecular function: hexosyltransferase activity. The record is from RefSeq and is a predicted model, not a curated record. Lineage: Eukaryota; Metazoa; Mollusca; Bivalvia; Myida; Myidae. The transcript is spliced from 2 exons.